CAAGCAGUGAAUAUUCUAACCCCCUCUUCCUGAGUGAACGGAUUAGAUUUUUAUCAGCUUAGGGUACCUUCGUUUCAGACACAACAGCACUCACAACAUCUGUUCAAGAUGGCAUCUGACCCUCACUGGCGAUUCCCAGAUGCGCAGCGAUAUAUUACCUACCAUAAUAGAUCCGGUGUUGCCACAACGUCGAGACAGACUGGACAAUUGAACACGCCAUUUGGAGAUGGCUCUAUUGGAACCCCAUUAUGGUCCGCAAGCGAAAGCCCCUGCGGAUAUUAGCAGAGAGGUUACCAAUCAACAACCUGGCAUUGCAGCUGCAUCUAGCGGGUCUUUCUUUACUGUCUAUGAUAUUCCACCGCGAUAUGAUGGCCCAUUCCACCGCACAACAACACUCGACUACGUUAUGGUAUUCCGAGGCGUGGUCAUCCUUACUAUGGAAGAUGGUUCACAGGCGACCCUUGCGGAGGGUGAUACGGUUGUCCAACAGGGAACAAUGCAUAAAUGGACCAAUGGGGGGGAUGGCUGGGCGCGAAUGGUUACGGUGAUGGUAUCAGCUCAUCCUCCUAUUGUCAACGGACAUCAGCUGCAGCCGCAUUGGCCGUACUGAUACGUUGGCUGCUGGGCCGAAUGGGGUUUACGCUACUGUUAGGCCACCUCAUACACUACUACCGGGCUCUGUUCAUUUCCUAACAAUCUAAUAUCUAUGGUCUCGGGUGCAACGUGC
Molecule: messenger RNA, 727 nt
Organism: Aspergillus caelatus
Lineage: Eukaryota; Fungi; Ascomycota; Eurotiomycetes; Eurotiales; Aspergillaceae
Product: cupin domain-containing protein
Exons: 1
Coding region: 227-610 (127 amino acids)
Source: RefSeq, a predicted model, not a curated record